Cotesia glomerata is the source of this 1363-nucleotide messenger RNA. RefSeq names its product ankyrin repeat domain-containing protein 54-like. Gene Ontology annotation, molecular function: protein binding. The record is from RefSeq and is a predicted model, not a curated record. The transcript is spliced from 4 exons. The coding region runs from base 249 to 1337 and encodes 362 amino acids. NCBI's taxonomy places the organism in Eukaryota, Metazoa, Arthropoda, Insecta, Hymenoptera, Braconidae.
AUAUAUAACACAUAAAAAAAUGGUUGAUGGUGAUGUGUACUUGUGAAAACUAUUUACUUUUCUCCAUUGAUAUUAUUAUAUAUAAAUAUUAUAAAUAUCUAGUGAAAAAUAAUUAGAUAAAUAUUUUUGUAAAAUAGAAGAAAAAUAUAUUUAAAAAAUUCGGAGUUCUGAAUAAAAAUCUCCACUUAUGAAAAGAUAAUAUUGUGUGUCUUAAAAACAAAUAAAAUAAAACUAGUGCAAAUGUGAAAAUGACAUCAGUAGAUUCAGGUGUCGAAACUGGAAAUGAUUCCAAUGAUUCCAGUGCCCAGACUGAAAACAAUCAAUCUAAUAAUCAGAACUUUAAUGACGUUACUAAAACAAUGACCAGUGUCAACACUGGCAACCCGGACCUGGACAACCAGUUUGUUUUGACACAAAAUCACAAGCACCGAUUUGAAUCAAUCUCGAUAGAUGUUGAUCUACAGUCUGUUCCGACUACGACUUUUGUCUGUCAGUCGGGUAAUUCACAUCCCUUAGUGUCAAGGAAUUUUGUGUCACCGGGAAUUAAUUCUUCUGAGUCUUUAGUUAGCUCUCAGUCAAGCGCACCUUCACUUGAGAAAUUGCAAUUUAGAAUACCACCGGAUUUUAUGAUAACUCCAAAAUCUUUGCGAAAAGAUGAGUUGAACACGAAUGAUAGUUUUGUACCGUAUCAAGAAAUUAACCGGAAAUAUAAAAAAGCCAGUCUAUUUUGGAGUCAAAAGCCUAGGCGAUUAAAUAGUAUUUAUGGUGCAUCAUCAGGAAGGAAAAUGCGAUUUGCAGCUGCUACUAAUAACACUGAACUACUUACAAGAUUACUUGAAAAAGGUGUGUCACCGAAUAAUCAUGAUGAUCAGGGUCGAUCUCCACUUCAUUUAGCAUCUUGCAGGGGAUUUACGGAAAUAGUUAAACUCCUGCUUGACUAUGGAGCCGAUCCCAACCAGACCGACUGCAUAGGCAACACACCCUUACAUUUGGCUGCUGUAACAAGCAAAAUCUCCGUAGUGACACUGUUAUUAAAAGCGGGAACCGAUGUUUUAUCCUCUGAUCGUCAUGGAUAUAAUCCCCUGCAAUUGGCGCAGACAAAACUCAGAAUGUUGCAGAAUUGUCAAGGUUCAGAUAUGAAUAAAGUUAAAGAUCAAGUUCACAAAAUAGUGGGCAUGCUUUUGGCAUACUUACAAAAACAAAAAGACGCUUGUGAACAAAUCGAAGCUCUUAGUUCUUUUUGCUCAAGAAUAACUCUUUCUAACACAUCUGAUCAAGUUCAAGAUGACUUAAAAGAUUUACUCGCAAGUAUAGACUCACUAAGUUUAAAAAAUUAAUAUAAAUAUUCAUUGUUUUUUCUUUU